ACUAGGUAAACUAACAGAAGUUUGGAAACAAGGACCUAUGUCUUCCGAUAGAAGUGAUAUUCCUAUAUUUAUUCCUCGGAUGAAAAAUACUUUUGAAAAUUUUAAAAAACAAAAGAAUAAAUUUACUUAGGAUAAUCUGAUUCAACAAUUUGCCCUGUUAUUAUUUAUUCUUGGUGGUAGAAAUUGUUAUGAAUUUCUUCGAUUAAAUUUACCUGCUGCUUUGCCGCAUAUAUCGAAUGUUGAAUUAUUGAUGAGAAACAAUGAACAAAGAAUACUUGAAUGUGAAUUUCGUUUUCAGUUGAUAAAAGAAUAUUACCAAUCUAAUAAUUGUAAUUAUGUACUUUCGUCUGAAGAUGCCACUCGUUGUAUCUCUCGUAUUGAUUAUGUUGCACAAUCAAAUAUUUUUAUUGGUUUUUCUUCAUAUUUAGUCAAUUGA
Messenger RNA from Rotaria socialis, 436 nucleotides. The record is from the annotation of a GenBank genome assembly. Lineage: Eukaryota; Metazoa; Rotifera; Eurotatoria; Philodinida; Philodinidae.